CUGUCCGUACACGCCUACAUGGGGGCCAUAAAACCCUGAGAAACGUGGGUGGGGAGGCGCGGGCCCAGUGUCUGAGUUACUGUCUACGUGGAUCUGGGACUACAGGUCCCCGAGAGCACCCUCUACGCUGAGAAGGGGACUGCGGCAUGAGGAGGCUCCUCCUGGUUGCCAGCCUGGCGGCUCUGCUGCUGGGGGAGGCAGGCUCGGCUUCCAAGCCCCAGGUCCUCAUCAAGACCAAAGACAAAGUUGGGGCCCCUGAGCAGGACACAGAGGAGCCCUGGGGCGUCCCUUCUCUGGGAAGGGACGACGAGCUCAUGGGGCUGCCCAGCUGGGACCCGGAGCCUGACCGUGACGGCCUGUACCACCCACCACCCGAGGAGGCCCAGGCCGAGGCAGGGCUCCGUUCUUGGUCACUGCCACCUCACCAGGAGCUUCAGGGGCCAGAGGAGGAUCGAGACCACAUCUACCACCCCAGGGACGACUCCUGACCCCUGACCCCACCCCAACUGGAAAAAUAAACCUUGCAGAUGUGGA
This is a messenger RNA of Acinonyx jubatus (cheetah), 534 nucleotides long. It is a transcript of the gene PRAP1, whose product is annotated as proline rich acidic protein 1. The transcript is spliced from 4 exons. The record is from RefSeq and is a predicted model, not a curated record. Bases 147 to 488 code for a protein of 113 amino acids. NCBI's taxonomy places the organism in Eukaryota, Metazoa, Chordata, Mammalia, Carnivora, Felidae.